This is a messenger RNA of Ilex paraguariensis (yerba mate), 1667 nucleotides long. Lineage: Eukaryota; Viridiplantae; Streptophyta; Magnoliopsida; Aquifoliales; Aquifoliaceae. The record is from the annotation of a GenBank genome assembly.
AGAAGGAUAAGCAGGCUAAGGGGAUGCGUGAAAAAUGUUGGCCAUACUAUAAAGACUGGGGAAUUAUUUUUGGCGAGGAUCGUGCAACAGGCGAAUUUGCAAAGGAUCUUGAUGAAAUGAUUGGAGGGAAUGACAACGAGGAAGCAGAGCAUGAAAUUUACCCGACAGGAAUUAACAAUGAAAAUGAGACAAAUGGUGCAAGUCAUAGUACAACUCAAAGCAUGGAUGUUUCCACAGACACCCCAACUACCAAAAAGACGAAAAAGAGAAAGGUUUCGACAGCUGCCGAGGUCAUUGCAUGUAGCUUGGGUGAUAUGACAAGGGUCUUAGGUGAGUAUGUUGCUACUUGUGGUCGUAAGCUUGAUAAUAUUGCACAUAGGGUAGGCCAUGCCAAGAUGUUUCUAAAUCGAGAAGAAGAAUCGUUGUUGAGCUUGAGAAAAUUGGGUGGCUUGAUGAGGAUCUACUAUAUGAGGCUGGUUACAGAAUUGCCUCUGAUCUGGUUAAGGUGGACUUGUUCUUUAGCUUGUCUGACGCAUCAAAGUCGUCUUGGGUAAGGAAGUUGUUGUACGGAUCGAGCUACCAACAUGUGUAGGGUUAAGUAUGGUAUUUUGUUUUUUUGACGUGAUAUAGGUGAAAGUGGUCCACUUUUUUUGCUUGUUCACCUAUGUCCGUAUAUAAAAUAUGGUUUAGUAUGUUUGGGUGUUAUUUCUUAUGAAGUUUGAACAACUUAAAUGUACUUGCAUAAUGAAGUGAUGUUUAUUAACACUUGCCUUUUAUUGGUAUGCACUUGCAUAGAAAUGUACUAACAUGUGUUUAGUUACACAAGUGAUGUACCGGAGAACACGUUUUUACGUCGUGUUUGUUGGAAGACAAGUUGGUGUAUAUACAACAUGGCAUGAAUGUCGUGCAAGUGAAUAGGCACCCGAGUGCGUUGUACAAGUCUUAUGAUUCGUACGAUGAAGCUGAAAACGCAUUGCGCACGUACAUUGAGAAUGAAGAUGUAGUAAGAGAUGUCCAACAUGAAUGUGAAGUGGAUGUCCAUCAAAAUCAACCUCUGCCUAAUAUUUGUGUAGAAGAUGCAAUGGACAUUCCUCUAGCAGCCCCGAUAGUUGUUGGGCGCGAUGCCAAGGGCGAUGGAAACCGUAAUGUCGGUAACUAUCUCAUGUAUGGUGAUGUUUGUUUUGGCAUGAUGACAGCCCAACACUUCAAGGAUUUGGUAAUGCGGGUGAAAAGGAGACUGCCCGCAAUUUGCAUUGAUCAAAUUGACCUUGUCAAGAUUAGUUUUUUCUGGAAGAAAAAAUACUUCACUAUCAAGGCUAUGUUGAAGACGAGGAUGUUUGCUUGGGACUCGGUAAACUUGUGCGUCGUCGAAGGGCCGCUCGCUGGAGCGCGUGACUACCUACUGGCAAAUAAGUUUGCAAUAACACAUUGCAUUGAUCCAUGUCCUUUGUUCGAGAAAAUGGUGGAGGUUUUCGACAACGUGUCCCCGGAAGAGCUGAUUAAAAGUGUGGGCUCUUGUUCGGGUGGUUAUCCAGCAGAAGACAUAGAGAUUAUUGAUAUUUCUGAUUAAGCUUAGUCCCUGUCAGAGUAUGAUUGUAUGUACACUAUGCUUUCCACAUGCUAUUUUGGUUUUUGGGUAUGACUGUGUGUGGUAGUAGUUGAUGUUC